AUGCACACCUGAAAAACCUCCUUUCAUACACUGACUUUCAUGAGCAGAGUGGCACUUCGAUAUCAGCCUUGUUUGAGUUUUGCGUGUAUUGACAUGUGUGUGACACUUCCAUAUUUUUUCUUAUGUUCCCUGAUGCUGCGAAUGGCUGAUGCAGAACUAGACUACGUCUCUCAGGGAGGAGGACUAUAUCUUCAGGGAGACUUUUCCAUUGCUGGACUCUUUCCUCUCCAUGACACAAAUGGCCCAAGUGCUGGUUUGCCCGCUCUGCGUCCAUGUAAUGAAGGCCGCCACAACAAGCAUGGCUACCACAUGAUGCAAGCCAUGCGAUUUGCAAUAGAAGAAAUCAACAACAAGACGGGCAAACAUCUCUUGCCAGGAAUCUCACUGGGCUACCAGGUGUACGACAUUUGCUCUGUUUCGGCCAGUGUGCUGGCCACCCUGGACAUACUGGCCGAUCAGCACCGUGGCCCUGCUGCCAGCACGGAACCAACCUUUGCCAACAUGACUGUGGCCGUCAUCGGGCCCGACAGUAGCAGCAAAACCUUUACUCCUGCCGCUCUACUGGGAGCCUACCUCAUACCACAAAUUUCCUAUGAAGCGACCAACAAAAAGUUGAGCAACAAGGUCCUCUACCCAUCGUUUUUCCGCACAAUUCCCAGCGACAAGAAUCAGGUGGAGGCAAUAAUCCAGCUGUUAGUUCGUUUUAACUGGACCUGGAUCGCUUUGUUGGGCAGCGACAACGAUUACGGCCUGGACGGCAUGCAGAGCCUGUCCCAGCUGGCCCCGGCCCACGGCAUCUGCGUGGCCUACCAGGGCAUCAUCCCAACCUACAGCAGUGAGACAGCCCACUUGAUGAAGAGCAUGGUGAAGGGCAUACUGAGAGCAAAGGUCAACACCAUUGUGCUCUUCUCCAGUAAAUCCAAACUCAGCGGCUUCUUCCCUUUUGUUAUCGAGGCCAACGUGACAGGUAAGGUGUGGAUUGGCACGGAGGACUGGUCAGCGGCCACGCGAGUUUCCGGGAUCGCCGGGAUCCACAACGUGGAACUGUGCUCGGUGUGGUCAUCAGGACGCGGCCAUAACUGGCUUUAACGCCUUGAGAGGAGCGUCAUGGACGCGUCGCUGCAUUACGGCGACCUUCAGAUGGGUUCAGGCGUCGCCAUCGGUGUUUGUCUGCAGAGCGCCGACAUGUUCAGCCUGGCCAGGAAUAACUUCACUUUGGAGAAGUAUGACAUCACCUCCUCCUUCAAUGUAUACAAGGCAGUGUAUGCUGUUGCCCAUGCUCUUCACCGAGCUCUUCAAUGCGACUCUGGAUUGUGCCGAAAAAGGAGGAUGCAUCCUUGGCAGCUCCUGCCCAUGCUCAAAGACACGAGAUUCUCUCUGGAAAACACCUCAGUGUACUUUGAUGCAAACGGAGACCCUCCCACCGGAUAUGAUAUAGUGACGUGGAUUUGGAGAGGGACGGAGUGGUCCCUCCGGGUGGUGGGCUCCUUCAAACCAGAUCCCGUCCAGCUAACACUUGAUGAAGCAGCCAUCGAGUGGCACAGCACUGGGGCGACAUCCAUAUCAGUGCCCUCGUCCAUCUGCUCUCCGCCUUGUCCGAAAGGCCACAGGAAGGUGAUGAGAGGUCAACACGCCUGUUGCUUUGACUGCCAGGCCUGUCCAUUUGGCACCUUCCUCAACAUAAGUGAAUGCAUUAUUUGCCAGCCGUGUUCAAGCGACCAGUGGGCCCCCUGCUAGCAGCGAGCAAUGUCUGAUCGGAGGGUUCUGCUUCUGGCCUGGGACGCCCCCCUGGCCGUAGCACUGCUCUUCUUCCUGGUCUGCUGCCUCCUUCUGACCUCCAGCUCGGCAGCCAUCCUCCUGCUGCACCUCCACACUCCCGUGGCCAAGUCAGCCGGGGGGCGCACUUGUCUGGUGAUGCUGGCCGCCCUGACCGCCGCCGCCUUGAGCUCUCUGUGCCAUUUUGGUCCCCCGUCCCGCAUGUCCUGCAUCCUCAAGCAGCCGCUUUUCACGUUCAGCUUCAGCAUGUGUCUUGCCUGCAUCACCGUGCGCUCCCUGCAGGUGGUCUGCAUUUUCAAGCUCGCCUCCAAGCUUCCACCGGCCUAUGACAAGUGGGCCAAAAAACAAGGGCCUGAGGUGACCAUUGUCAUCGUCUCGGCCAUUGCUCUGUUCAUAUCUGUGACCCGCGUGGCUUUUGACCCACCGGAACCGUCACAGGAUGUGGACUUCUACAAGGACAGGAUUGUCCUGGAGUGCAGCAAUACCGUGUCGUUCGGCGCAGGCGUAGAGCUGGGGUACAUGUCACUCCUCAGCGUAGUCUGCUUCUCCUUCAGCUACAUGGGCAAAGACCUGCCGGCCAACUACAACGAGGCCAAGUGCGUCACCUUCAGCCUCAUGGUCUACCUCGUCUCCUGGAUCAGCUUCUUCACCGUCUACCUUGUCCUCAGAGGGCCCUUCACCAUGGCCGCGCACGUCUUUGCCAUUCUCUUCAGUGUUCUGGCCGUUCUUUGGGGCUACUUCCUGCCCAAGCUCUACAUCAUCGUACUGAGGCCGCAAAUGAACACCACUGCUCAUUUCCAGAACUGCAUUCAGAUGUACACCAUGAGCAAGCAGUAACUGAGUCUUCAAUGCACCUGAGGCCCGCAGCAAAGCGAGCCACGCGGCUGAACGAGACGAAAGUCGACCAUCGUACAAUCGGCGACUCAUCCGUCGUACUCACUGCAACCAAAAACCUCUGACCCCUCAUGUGGAACAAAACAUGUAAACAGAUAAUAUAACAAUAAGCACAGAAAUACAUUCUUUAUCCUCUGCAAAAGAUCACAACUAUUACACCAGAAAGAGCAGCACAAUGUACAAAUUGAAUACUGUGACAAAAACUGUUUAAUUUCUUUUGAAUCAAACUUGUAUGUCAAGAUAUCACUGUAUUAUCAACAUCUUAAAUAAGUGUAUACCACUCCAUAAUUAUUUUUUUAGAAUGAUUCUUUCUUAGCAGAGUCAAUCAAAACAAUCCAAUUUCUAUUUUCAGUGGUAGAGGAUGCAAAACCACA
Syngnathus acus (greater pipefish) is the source of this 3044-nucleotide messenger RNA. Its product is annotated as taste receptor type 1 member 1. Gene Ontology annotation, cellular component: membrane. The record is from RefSeq and is a predicted model, not a curated record. Gene Ontology annotation, molecular function: G protein-coupled receptor activity. Lineage: Eukaryota; Metazoa; Chordata; Actinopteri; Syngnathiformes; Syngnathidae. Gene Ontology annotation, biological process: G protein-coupled receptor signaling pathway.